This is a messenger RNA of Gopherus flavomarginatus (Mexican gopher tortoise), 859 nucleotides long. RefSeq lists its product as uncharacterized. The transcript has 2 exons. Lineage: Eukaryota; Metazoa; Chordata; Testudines; Testudinidae. The coding region runs from base 120 to 839 and encodes 239 amino acids. The record is from RefSeq and is a predicted model, not a curated record.
CUUACUGCAAAGCCCGUGAGGGAAAUCGCCGCUCAGGAGCUGCCCCCACAACCUGCCAUUUUUACAAGGAGCUGGAUGCCAUACUUGGGUGUGACCCCACUGCCAAUCCUAGGAGCACGAUGGAGAGUUCAGAGCAGGGAGAAGUGGGGGAGGAUGUAGAGGAAGCCGAGAGUGAGGCUACUGGGGUGGAGGGAGACACCCCAGAGUCCCAGGAGGCAUGCAGCCAGGAGCUCUUCUCAAGCCAGGAGGAGGCUAGCCAGUCGCAGCAGCGGGAAGUUGCUGGUGAAGAAGCAGAGGAAUGUGCUCGGGUGACCUUGACUAAUGCAGCCGGAUCACCGGCCUCACGUCGGUUGCAGAACUUGAGAAAAAAUCUGCGAAAAUCAAAAGAAGAAUUGAUCAAAGCAGUUAUGAAUCACUACAACAGAGAAAGUAGGAAGACGCAGGAAUGGAGAGAGAAAAUGUAUGAGUGGAGGCAAACACAAAGCAGGAGAAAGGAAUUGGCUACCAAAAAAACCUCAAAGCACAUGAUAAGCCUCCUGGCUCGCCAAACUGACUCUUUCGAGUCUCUCGUAGCCAUGCAGGCAGAUCUGUACCGUGGUAACCCACAACCCUCCCAAAGCUCUCUUUCUUGUUCCCCAGUAUUUGCACAAAACACCUUUCUCCAGCAGCCAGUUUCUUAUUACCCCCAGCUGCCCCCAACACCUGUACGAUCACCUACCAGCCCUGAUAACUACAAUCCUUACCCUGUGCACUCCACCCCCAUUACUCUGCAGCAUAGUAAUCCUGAAGUGCAGCAGACAUUGAACAGCAAUCCAAACAGGACAUAUUCAAACCUGUGAAUGUACAGUCCACCACCCUA